ACUGGGGGCGGUGCGAUAAUCAGGAAGUUAUUUAAAGACGACGACACGCGCGUUUGUUUGGCUCCCGUGAGAGGAGGGAAGAAGCUGCAGAGGAGACUUUACAAAAGUGAACUGUGUCUGGAGUUUAUGGUGUCGUUAGUCUUCUUUUCCAAAUCAAAAUGUACACACUCCGCCUCCUGGUUCUUCACGCACUGGCUCUGGCUGUGGUCGCGAGGAGAGAGAGGAGAAAUGUCCUUUUCAUUAUGGCAGAUGACUUGAGGACAUCAUUGGGAUGCUACAGGCACUCCGUGGCAAAAUCCCCAAACAUCGACCAGCUGGCGUCCAAAAGCCAAGUUUUUCUCCAUGCAUAUGCACAGCAAGCCGUGUGUGCUCCCAGCCGUACGUCCAUGUUGACCAGUCGCAGGCCGGACACGACCAGGCUCUACGACUUCAACUCCUACUGGAGAACCCAUUCUGGAAACUACACAACCCUGCCGCAGUACUUUAAAUCUCGAGGGUACUUCACCACGUCUGUGGGCAAGAUAUUUCAUCCAGGUAUUCCCUCCAACCACUCCGAUGACUUCCCCUACAGCUGGUCCACCCCGGCCUUCCACCCAGCUUCAUUUAGAUAUGAGAAAGAAAAGGUGUGUAAAGGAGAGGAUGGUAAACUCCACGCCAACCUGCUGUGUGCGGUGAACGUGGCGGAGCAGCCCGGGGGAACCCUCCCUGACCUGGAGAGCACAGACGAGGCAGUGAGGUUACUGAAGAGUCGGGUCAACGACGACGUUCCUUUCUUCUUGGCGGUGGGCUUUCACAAACCACACAUUCCCUUCAGGAUACCUCAGGAGUACCUGAGUCUAUAUCCCAUUGAACAAAUGACUCUGGCCCCGGACCCCGAUGUCCCUUCACUGCUUCCACCUGUGGCCUACAACCCCUGGAUGGAUCUGAGGAAGAGGGACGAUGUCCAAAAGCUCAACAUUAGCUUCCCCUACGGGCCGAUUCCCAAAGACUUCCAGCUGCGCAUCCGUCAGCACUACUACGCUGCCGUGUCUUACAUGGAUGCCCAAGUCGGGCGGCUGCUCGGUGCUCUGGAUGAGCUGGGGCUGGCCAACGGCACCAUGGUGGUGUUCACCUCAGAUCAUGGGUGGUCAUUGGGAGAACACGGUGAAUGGGCAAAGUAUUCAAAUUUUGAUGUUUCAACGCGUGUCCCCCUCAUCUUCUACGUUCCUGGGGUCACCGGCCGCGACUCGCUGCGAGGGUCUACCUUUCCCUUUAUUAAUGUCCUCGUCCAGUCGGAGCUCGUCUUUAAGAAUGAACGAGUUGUCAAAAACGUGGUGGAGCUGGUGGAUGUUUUUCCGACCGUCUCCCACCUGGCUGGCCUCAAAGCACCGAGACCGUGUCCGGACUUCUCUUUUCAGGAGGAGUUGUGUACAGAAGGAAAAAACAGGGCCUCCACCUUCCAACACCGACACAAAGAGCAAAGGAUUACAGAAGCCAUGUCUUUCAGCCAGUACCCUCGACCUGCCGACACGCCACAGGUGAACUCUGACCUCCCCGACCUUAAAGACAUAACGGUCAUGGGUUACUCUCUGCGCUGCUGGGACUAUAGAUACACUCUCUGGCUGGGGUUCAACCCUAAAACAUUUCAGGUGAACGUGUCGGAUGUCCACGGGGGGGAGUUGUACAUGUUGACAGACGACCCCGGUGAGGACAGGAACGUCUACGACAACUUUGACCACCGGGCCAUGAUGGGAAAGAUGGCGAGCCUGCCUCCGACGGUGAGCGUGCAGAUGAGAAUGAGGCGGCAGCUCCUCUACCUCUCAACAGGGAGGAAAACGAGUAGAGGGCCGGCGUGAUGACGGGAAUAGAACCGCCACAGAUGGACGGAUGGAGACGAGCACAAAGGGAGGAUGGACGGGUGGAUGCCUUGAAUAUUUCUUCUAAUAUGAUGCAUACUUGAUUUAGCAUUACGUGGUGGCACUAUUAAUCCUUUAGGCUCAUGUUCCUUGUGGAGAACUCAUUGGCAGGCAGAGCUGUGUUCAACACGAGAGCAAAGUGAAUACGAAAGCACCGUUUUUCUUUGACAAAGAGAAACAUCCAUAAGCGCACAGACAAUUCUGACUGGUUUGUGUUCCUGCUGCUAAAACCCGCCGCCAGUGUUUUCAUUGUCGUCCAACUCACUGCGCCCGAGCAGAAAGUUCCAUACUUAGUUUUUAUUACUAACAUGUUGGGAGGGGGGGGGGGGGUGGUCUGCAGCCCGUCUUUAUGCCAAGCUUAUUCGCAGCUGCCUCAUUCUUAGGGUAGAAAAUAGAAAAAUCAAAUGGCAUAUUUCAAUGAUUCCUUUAGAAAACACUAAUACUGAACAGCUGACCCACCCCCUUGAACAGAUAAAAGGGACUUUGACAGAUUGGCGCUCUAGUGUUAAACAAUAUGACAUUUGUACUUGCACUCGAUGUCACUUGCAGCCGGUUGCCUCCUCCCUCGGUAAACAGUCGGUUCGGAUCAAUUUGCGGACCCGCAAUGAAGAAGUGAGUAAAAGCCCCCCAUAAUAAUUGGAUGCAAAUGAAACAGACUGGCACGACGUCGUAUCGCUGUUCCAAUGCAUGCGCUGUGGCAAUUUGAGAAGAAAGCAAUUUCAGCUCGAGUUUCAGGUCCAACAAUGGAUUGCAGGGAUUCGGUCUGUCAACUUUUAUUAUAGGCUACACUGGCUUCAUGUUAAUGGGAUGCAGAUGAUUCAUGUAAUCAGCAUGGAUCAUAUACCAGACGAAGUCUUAUUGAAUCAGCUUUUCUUUUUCUUUAAAAUGUCUUCCCCCUUGACCUCGCUCAUUAGUGACCGUUCCUGCAGCAUCAGGGUUCUGCGUCUAGAAUCCGUCCAUCCAGACGAACGCCAACAGAGAGACGAGCUCAUCCUCCGCUCUGGUUGCGUCAGAGCAUCUCAGUCUGAUCGCCAGCUUUCUGAGGGGGAAAUUAUUUAAAUCUGUAGCUAGGCAAGGCCAUGCUGUUAAUAUAUUUAUGUCUGAUUCGAUAACUUUGUUUAAUAAAACAAACUGUUUUCGCAGUGA
Molecule: messenger RNA, 3041 nt
Organism: Cyclopterus lumpus (lumpfish)
Lineage: Eukaryota; Metazoa; Chordata; Actinopteri; Perciformes; Cyclopteridae
Gene: ids
Product: iduronate 2-sulfatase
Exons: 13
Coding region: 159-1835 (558 amino acids)
Molecular function (GO): iduronate-2-sulfatase activity
Source: RefSeq, a predicted model, not a curated record